This is a messenger RNA of Manis pentadactyla (Chinese pangolin), 912 nucleotides long. Its product is annotated as olfactory receptor 2H1-like. Gene Ontology annotation, biological process: G protein-coupled receptor signaling pathway. Gene Ontology annotation, cellular component: membrane. Gene Ontology annotation, molecular function: G protein-coupled receptor activity; olfactory receptor activity. The record is from RefSeq and is a predicted model, not a curated record. NCBI's taxonomy places the organism in Eukaryota, Metazoa, Chordata, Mammalia, Pholidota, Manidae.
AUGACUAAUAAGAGCUUCCCAGUGGGUUUCAUCCUACUUGGCUUCUCGGAAUGGCCCCUGCUAGAAACCAUUCUCUUCUGGGCUGUGAUCCUCUUGUACACCAUGAUCGUCCUCUCCAACUCAGCCAUCAUCCUGCUCUCCUGUGUGGACCCUCGGCUUCAUAGUCCCAUGUACUUCUUUCUUAGUAACCUGUCCUUCCUGGAUCUCUGCUUCGCCACAAGUGCUGCGCCCCAGAUGUUGUUCAACCUGUGGGGGCCAGACAAGACCAUCACCUACACAGGCUGUGCCAUCCAGCUCUACGUGUUCCUCUGUGUGGGCGUCACAGAAGGCGUCAUGCUUGUGGUGAUGGCCUUUGACCGCUGCGUUGCUAUCUGCCGGCCCCUGCACUACACCAUCAUCAUGAACCGUCUGCUGUGCUGGAAGCUGGUGCUCACGGCCUGGCUGUGUGGCCUGCUGGAGUCUGUGACCCAAUCUUCCCUCACAUUCCAGCUGCCCUUCUGCUCCCACCACCGCCUGGAUGACUUUCUGUGUGAGGUGCCUGCCCUCAUAAGGCUGGCCUGUGGGAACACCUCUGCAAAUGAAUUGCCGAUGUCCAUCACUUCUGUUCUCUUGACCAUUUUGCCAAUGGUGUUGAUCAUGAUUUCUUAUGGCUUCAUAGCUCAAGCUUGAAAAGUCCAGUCUGAGGAGGGAAGGCAGAAGGCCAUUGCCACCUGCUCCUCCCACCUCACUGUGGUCCUCAUGUUCUUUGGGACAGUGGCCAUGGUGUACACAGACCCUAAGAACCAACUUGCUUCAAAGCACGGCAGGUUCUUCACCUUCUUCUAUGCUUUGGUCACACCACUGCUGAACCCCCUCAUCUAUACCUUAAGGAACAAAGAAGUGAAGGGUGCCCUGCUAAGGCUGCUCUUUUAA